UGGCUAGUCAACCUUCUUAGUUCUUACAGUAUAACUAAAACUAGUCAACCAAUGUGGCUAAGCAAAACAAUGAACUCAACUACCAUGAUUCUGUUGUUCUGCUCCACUUUGUCAUCUAUCUUGAUGAACUCCGUAGCAGUAGACACCAUCAGAGCCAACCAGACCAUGAGUGAUGGACGCCAGGUUAUUGUUGAUGGUGACACCAUAACAUCAGCUGAUGGAGAAUUCGAACUGGGAUUUUUCAGCCCUGGCAGGUCUACAAAAAGAUAUCUGGGAAUCUGGUACAAGAAAAAAUCUAACGGGACGGUCGUAUGGGUUGCUAACAGGGAUGCUCCUGUCACGAAUACCUUAGGCGUCGUUCGGGUUGAUACCAUGGGAAUUAUAUUGCAAACGGUUGAUGGUAUAAUAUGGUCUACAAAUAUUUCUGUGUCUGUCAAGAAUCCUGUUGCACAGCUACUAGAUUCAGGGAAUCUUGUUUUAAGGGAUGAUCAUAAUAUUAACAAGGAUGGAUUUAUUUGGCAGAGUUUUGAUUAUCCUGGAAAUAAUUUGCUACCUGGCAUGAAGCUUGGAUUGGACUUGGUAGCCGGCCUAGACAGGUACACUACAUCAUGGAAAAGUGAUGAUGAUCCCUCCACAGGGAGUUUCAUUCACCGGCUUGUUCCUAGUGGUUUUCCGCAAUUUUUUGUGUUCAAAGGUUCUGACACAUGGUCUAGGACUGGACCAUGGAAUGGUCACGAGUUCAGUGGCUCUUCGGAUAAUAAUCCAAAUGGAAUGUAUACAGAAAAUUUUGUUAUCAAUAAGAGGGAAGUGUACUAUCAGUUUGAUACCGUCCAUAAUACUGCUGAUAUAAGGUUUACACUGACGCCAACAGGAGAAAGAAGGAUUCUUGUAUGGAAUUAUGAAAAUCAAAUAUGGAUGAUAUAUUUUACCCAAGUGGUAAAUAACUGUGAUCGUUAUGCAUUUUGUGGUGCUUAUGGAAUUUGUAAUGACUUACUAAGGUGUGAAUGUUUGAGAGGAUUUGUACCCAAGUUUCCAAUGGUGUGGGAAGCAUCAGACUGGUCUGGUGGAUGUAUUCGUAAGAAUUUACAAGACUGCAGCACUGACGGGUUUGUGAAAUAUACUGGUGUGAAAUUGCCAGACACGCAACAUUCAUGGUAUGACAUGAGAAUUAGCCUUCAUGAAUGUGGGAGGGUGUGCCUGCAGAACUGCUCUUGUUCAGCUUACGCGAAUGCUGAUACUAGAAGUGGUGGAAGUGGAUGCAUCUUAUGGUUCAGUGAUCUAAUUGAUUUUGUAGGCUACAAAGAACAUGGACAAGAUAUAUAUGUAAGGAUGCCAGCAUCUGAAAUAGGGGAAUGGGAUGGCCGGAGGUCCAGAGGACAGAGGCAUAUAUGGAUUCCUGGAGUACUGGUAGUAAUGAUACUUGCUCCGAUAUUCUUUUGUUUAUCAAGGAAGUUGAAAAAAAGGAGAGAAGAAAACUUAAGAUUAACUUCAGAAGGUAUUGCUCUGAACAAAAUACAGAGUGAAGACUGGGAGUUGCCAUUAGUUGACUUCAAAAGAAUUGUACAUGCCACGGAUAACUUCUCCCGGGACAAUAAGCUUGGAGAGGGCGGCUAUGGACCUGUCUACAAGGGAAUAUUCAGUGAUGGACAAGAGAUAGCUGUCAAAAGGCUCUCGAAGAACUCUGGUCAAGGACUAGACGAGUUCAUAAAUGAAGUUUCAUGUAUUGCAAAACUUCAGCACAGGAAUUUAGUGACACUUCUUGGUUGCUGCACAGAGAAAGGAGAAAGGAUUUUAAUCUACGAAUAUAUGGCGAAUAAAAGCUUAGAUUCAUUUAUUUUUGAUGAAAAAGUAAGAAAGUCGAUGGACUGGUUGAGACGGUACAACAUAAUAAAUGGCAUUGCUAGGGGACUUUUAUAUCUUCAUCAAGAUUCAAAGCUAAGGAUCAUUCAUAGAGAUCUUAAAGCUAGUAAUAUUUUACUUGAUAAUGAGAUGAAUCCAAAGAUCUCAGACUUUGGCAUGGCGAGACGUUUCAGUGGAAGUCAAACAGAAGCAAAUACAUCAAGAAUUGUUGGGACAUAUGGUUACAUGUCUCCGGAGUAUGCUGGUGAUGGACAGUUCUCAGUCAAAUCCGAUGUAUAUAGUUUUGGUGUCUUACUUAUAGAGAUAGUAAGCGGAAUAAAGAACAGAUUAUUCAGUCAUUCAGAUCACAGCUUAAACCUACUCGGACAUGCAUGGAAGUGCUAUAACGAAGACAGGCUCGUAGAACUAAUCGAUGAGCUAAUCCUGGAGUCGAGUAAGCAGAUGGAAGUGUUUAGAGUUAUCUUAAUUGGACUACUGUGCGUUCAAGAAGAUCCAAUAGACAGACCAGUUAUGUCUGAAGUGGUUCAAAUGUUGAGCAGUAACACAACACUGCCUCAUCCUAAGAAACCUGGUUUCUUUAUAGAGCGAAGAUUGCAUGAAACAGAACACUUAUUGAGCAACCCCAAUUUUUCAUCAGGCAACCAGAUGACUGUUACAUCUAUCGUACCUCGAGAAUAGUUCUGAGUUAUGACACUGAGAAACUAAACAAACUGAAUGAUUAACGCCAGUGUUGAAGGCUUCAAGUCUUAUGCUCUCUGUGGUGAAGGACUUAUGUAAUCUCCUUGUUUUUUAGAGUGUGCUUACCUAAGUCAUUUUCGACUUUAAGCUGAAAAAUGUCUGUUUAUGUAAUAAGUCAGAAGUCGACUUAAAGUUAGAAAUAAGUAAACAAACUGAGUUAAAGCCAGAAGUUAGUUUGAUGUACUUUUUUCAGUGACUUCAUUUUUAUAAACUUUUCUUUCUAAAAGUUACUCAUAAGUCAUAAGUCCCA
This is a messenger RNA of Daucus carota subsp. sativus, 2848 nucleotides long. RefSeq names its product G-type lectin S-receptor-like serine/threonine-protein kinase At4g27290. Gene Ontology annotation, molecular function: ATP binding; protein serine/threonine kinase activity. Gene Ontology annotation, biological process: recognition of pollen; protein phosphorylation. The transcript has 7 exons. The record is from RefSeq and is a predicted model, not a curated record. The coding region runs from base 52 to 2538 and encodes 828 amino acids. Lineage: Eukaryota; Viridiplantae; Streptophyta; Magnoliopsida; Apiales; Apiaceae.